Messenger RNA from Vitis riparia (riverbank grape), 729 nucleotides. RefSeq names its product ankyrin repeat-containing protein BDA1-like. The record is from RefSeq and is a predicted model, not a curated record. The transcript has a single exon. The annotation marks the transcript as partial. Gene Ontology annotation, molecular function: protein binding. Lineage: Eukaryota; Viridiplantae; Streptophyta; Magnoliopsida; Vitales; Vitaceae.
CUACGUGAAAAGAAUGUUGAAAAUUCCCAAGUACUUCCCCGAACUUCACCUGUUUCUCUUACCAAUGAUUGCCUGUAUGAUUGAUGCUAGAUUGAGAGGGAGGAUGGAAGGGUGAGAGGGAGAAUGGACAGGAAAUUUGAGGAACAACAUCUAAUGAGAAAAAAUGAGGAAGUUUAUAAUCAGAGUGCACGGGGAAGAGAGAAAAGGUUGUACGAAGCAUCUGUGGAUGGAAGCGUGAAUUCCUUGAAGCAGUUGAUGGCGGAAGAUCCACUCACUCUAGCCCGAGCUUCAGUCACUUGCUUUGAUGAGACUCCACUCCACAUAGCCGCCAUGCUUGGUCACCUUGACUUUGCAAAAGCACUUGCUUCUCACAAACCAGACAUGGCCAUGGCGAUAGACUUGCAGGGGCCUUCACCUUUGCACUUGGCCUCUGCCAAUGGCCAUAUUGAGAUUGUUAACAUGUUGCUGUCAUUGAAUUCCAAUAAAUGCCUCAUCUACGAUGAGGAUGGAAGAACACCCCUUCAUCUGGCGGUGAUGAAGGGCCACGUUGAGGUCACAAGGGAGUUGGUUAGGGCCCGACCAGAAGUCACUGGGCACAAAUUGGAUCACGGGGAGACCAUUCUGCAUUCUAGUGUGAGACAUAAUCGUUUAGGAGCCCUGAAGAUGUUAGUUGAAUCAGUAAGGAAGGCUGAGUUCAUCAAUGCCAGUGAUGAUUAUGGCAACACUGUU